CGAAAUCGAUAUCCCCUUAUCUCAACUCGCCUCGACCCUACUUAAUGGCGCCCGGCGAGCAUAUCCGCCGCGACCCGGCAGCGCACGCUCCUCCUCUGACCCUCUCCGGAGACGCUUCGGGCAUGAACUAUGCAACCCUACACGCCUGUGGCCUCGCCGGACUCCCACUCGACCUCUCCCCCCGUCUCUUCGACGACGGUGUGGACUCCGUUUCCCACGCCUUCUCUGGCGACGAUUUCCUCAUGUACGAGUUCAAGGUCCGGCGCUGCCCUCGCGGCCGGUCCCACGACUGGACCGACUGCCCCUACGCCCACCCGGGCGAGAAGGCGCGCCGGCGCGACCCUCGCCGGUUCCACUACUCCGGCACGCCUUGCCCGAGCUUCCGCAUCGGAGGCGGGCGGUGUCGCCGCGGCGACGGAUGCGAGUACGCCCACGGGGUGUUCGAGACGUGGCUCCACCCUGCGCGCUACCGCACGCAGCCUUGCAAGGACGGCGCCGCGUGCCUCCGCCGCGUCUGCUUCUUCGCGCACUCGCCCGAGCAGCUCCGCGUCGUUCUUCCGUCGAGUCCUAGAUCGCCGGGAAAGUGCGGAGGCGCCGUGAUGCCUGCAUCGCCGACGUCUACGCUGGCGGCUGCGACGAUGUAUUCGCCGUCUUACGGAUCUUCGUCGCCGUCGUCGCCGGUGGCGGUGGAGGACGUGGUGGCUGUGAUGUCUAAGCUCAGGCUGAGCGAGAUGAGAUCUUCGAUGCCAUUUGGUACCCGAACGGUGGAAGCGGGGUUCCUGGCGACCGCUUGCGUCCCUCCACUGUCUCCGGCGAGCAGAACGACAGAAGACAAAAAGGCGACGACGAAUUGGAGCUUAAAGGAAGCCAAGCUUCUUGCUGGCCGGAGGAACGAGGAAGACGAGGAAGAGGCGGCGCGGGAUUUGGAAUGGGUGUCAGAAUUGGUGAAGGAUUGAAUCAAAGCUAUCAGCUUCGCCAUAAAAGUUGGUAUUUUUCCCCAAAACAGUUUGUCAAUACUUGUGAAGUCGAUCUAGAUAACAAAGAUGAUUUUUUUUUUUUGUUUUAAUUUGCUGAAAAAAAUCUCUGGUAGGAGCUCCGAAACAAAGAUCGGGAAUAUAUUUGAAGAUUGUUUGGAUAAAAAAAAGCUUUGUUUUUGGGUCGAAAACCUCUGAAAAAAAGUUUUCUACCUUUUGUAAUUUGGAAGGAUAAUUCCUGUAAUUGUUUGUUUCGGAGCUCCCAAACUUGUAUACUGCAUGUCUAGCUGUGUUCUUCAGUAUGCUGCUUAAUGUAAAGUGAG
Zingiber officinale is the source of this 1297-nucleotide messenger RNA. Its product is annotated as zinc finger CCCH domain-containing protein 2-like. The record is from RefSeq and is a predicted model, not a curated record. The transcript has a single exon. Gene Ontology annotation, molecular function: metal ion binding. NCBI's taxonomy places the organism in Eukaryota, Viridiplantae, Streptophyta, Magnoliopsida, Zingiberales, Zingiberaceae. The coding region runs from base 45 to 956 and encodes 303 amino acids.